UUCCGAAGUGUCUGUUAUGUCACUUAAAUUUUAGUCAGAUUUCAAUGUAUGUCAUGGAAUCUGUCAAAUUAUUUGAUUGUCUGUCCAGUCGUGUAAUUAUCUGCCUGAUUACCGUGACAUCCCAUUUGAUUUUGUUCGCUGCGAAAUUUUUUUGUUGAAUGGCUCGCAUUCCGGAAAUUGGACAAACCUCGGAUUUUUCGAAAGCUUUACCAUGAAAUUUCCGCACCAUUUGCGUUGUUUUGCCCCGUGUUGGCUAACGAGGACCCUGGUGAAGCUGACUGGGCUAGUCACCUGCCAGUGGAUAUUGCACGAUUACAGAAACGGAAACAGUGCGAAUGACGUCUACAACAGCUAGCCUGACUCCAGAAUAGGCUUCUUCGGAGAACUGUAUGACACUAUCUGGUGCAAGCCCACGGCAAGCCAGACGGUUGACACCUCUUCUAACGUUGAAAGGAUCGACUGGGAUCGGAACAUGGAAUGUCCGCACCCUGUAUGAGGUAGGAAAGGCCGCCCAAGUGGUAAGCAAGAUCCGACAAUACAACAUCUCAGUGCUAGCCAUCUGCGAAAGCAGAUGGAAUGGAGCAGGUCAGGUUACACUUGCAAUUGGAGAGCGGUUACUCUACUCUGGGCAUGAGGAAGAACAGCAUGCACAUGUGAAAGGAGUUGCAUUAAUGCUAAGCGAGUCAGCAGCAAAAGCCUUGAUUGAAUGCAAUCCAGUCUCACCAAGAAUUCUCAUGGCAAGGUUUAACUCAAAGGGCAGAAAGGUCGCCAUCAUUAACUGUUAUGCCCCAACCAACAACACAGCAGAUGGCCAGAAAGAAGAGUUCUAUGGUAGUCUCCAAGUUGUUCUAGAUCACGCACCAAGGCGAGACAUCAAAAUUCUUCUGGGUGACUUCAAUGCCAAGAUUUGUCGUGAUAACACUGGCAAGGAACGAGCCAUGAGGCGGCAAGGGUCAGGCUGCAUGAGGGAAAAUGGAGAGAGAGCGGUGUACCGACUUAGUCAUUGGUGGGAGCAUUUUCCCCCACAAUGCCAUUCACAGGGCCACGUGGAUCUGCCCGGAUGGACCAACUUCAAACCAAGAUAUAUAGACCAUAUCACGAUUGCCUGGAAGUGGAGGACGAGCUUGAUGGAUGUGAGAGUAAAGAGAGGGACAGACGCUGCUUUUGAUCACCAUCUUCUGCUGGGGACCUUUAAAGUGAAACUUGUAUGGGCAAUCGUGUUUCAUCUGCUUAGCCACAUUGUAAAUACAACAUCUUAG
Molecule: messenger RNA, 1259 nt
Organism: Orbicella faveolata
Lineage: Eukaryota; Metazoa; Cnidaria; Anthozoa; Scleractinia; Merulinidae
Product: craniofacial development protein 2-like
Source: RefSeq, a predicted model, not a curated record